This is a messenger RNA of Portunus trituberculatus (swimming crab), 4902 nucleotides long. RefSeq lists its product as uncharacterized. The transcript has 5 exons. Lineage: Eukaryota; Metazoa; Arthropoda; Malacostraca; Decapoda; Portunidae. The coding region runs from base 55 to 534 and encodes 159 amino acids. The record is from RefSeq and is a predicted model, not a curated record.
AGGUGUGUCCAGUGUUGUGCAGCGGCAAACAAUUUGGCCACACACACACCUGUCAUGGACGGGUGUAGCACUAAGGAGCUGCCAGCAUAUAAGUACGGAGGCUCCACACCAGCAUUUGGCAGCACAGGGGCAGCAAACACACCCGUGUCCAGUAUGGAUGGAGGCAAGGGUGUCGCAGCAGUAGGUGGAAGUGGAGUGGAGGAGAUCGUGGAGACUGGCAGUGCGGCACCCAUAGGAGGAGGCCGGAAGAAGAAGAAGAAACAUAAGAGUGGAGAAGAGUCGUCCACCUCUGCCAAGUCGGCUGUGGUGGAUGAGGAGCUGGCGGACACUGUUCUGCCAAUGCUCUCUGACAACCAAGAUGUUGAGGAGCUACUGUUCCCCUCCACACUGCCACCUUCAGGAGGCACGCUGGUGGCUGGCCAGUACCUGCUCAACAACUCCCUGCUGGACCAGAUACUCACUGAGAAGAAGAUGCAAAUCUUGCAGUCUCCAGAGGUCAUUGAAUUCUUGAGGAAACAACUGGCUAAGAAGUGAAUCUGGCCCUGCAAGGAAUACAUUUACUAACAGAUGUCCAACAGACACCUCCCAGCUCAGGUCACAGACCGGCACAGUACCCUGGGUCUCACACUGCUCAUGGAGGGCCAGGAGGUAAUGUGGGUAUUCUGGACAGCCACUGCAGGAGUUGGUUUGGAAUUGACAUGCUGAUGAACUCUUAAAACACACAUGCCAGUUGGUAAUGCUGGAACCUGAUUAUUAGUCUGUGAAGUGUACCACCACUGUUGCAUUGCUGGUCUAGUAAAACAGCAGGACUUGACUGGAAACUCUUGAAAUAUACAUGUAAGUGCCUAAGUGGUGUGUUUGUAGUACAUAAACUAUGGCUAAUAAUCAGUGAAAUGAGCACCACUACUUAUCUGGUAAUCCUUUGCUCUUGUGGACUGCAACACGUGCCAUAUUAACUCUGAGGGGAAAGUGGUGAAUUAGGUGAUAUUAGCCGUGUUCUUGUUAAGUUCAUCUGGUUUUCCUUGACAGUGACAUGGUUGAGUCACACAACCUGUAUUUAAGUAUUGAUAGAAAAGGUGAUAGAGGCAAGGAGUGUGCACUUGAAGGAAGGACUGAAUAGAUAUUGACAGAAGAGGGAGAGUUAUCUAUCUGCCUUGAAAGUGUUCUUGUAAAUGUCUUGAACUAUGUCUAAUUUAAUUAAAAAGUUGUAUUAGUGAACUAAGAACAGCAUACAAUACAUUCUAAAGUCAGAUAUUAAGAACCAUCAUCUAAUAGUAAUAAAAUGAUUGCUGUGACUUAACUUAGUACUAAUAAGGGAGACAAAACUAGAUUGUUUGUUAAAAUUUCAUUAGUUUGAUUUACAACACAUCUUUGUCUCUUUCCCUCUCUCACUCUCUUCAGUUUCCUUCUGCCUCUGCCUCAGUGUUGAGGAAAGCAGAUCCUCACUGUGAACUGAAGACAACCUUGCACUCAUCCAUUCGUGACUUUUAAGUAAAUGUGUUUGGCACAUUUCACUUCCCUGUACAAAUUUACCAAUGAAAGUAAUUAGACUUAAGUAUUUGUAACUAUUAAGACACACCUCAUCAGCACGGAACAAGUGUGAUGUCUGAUUGUUUUGAUUUUUCUCAGGGGAAGAAAUCUGAUUCAUAAGAUGGAAUGAUAGUUUGUUAUUUUAUCAAUUUUUUCUUUUUUAUGAGUUGGAUGAAGACAAUUAAUUACUGAUAUCCUUCAUCACAUCCCUUUUGUAGAGAAAAGAUUAGAUUCAACUAAAUGAAUUAGAGGCUGUUACCUCAUCAUUUCAUUAUAUAGAAUGGGAAUACUUACCACAAAAAGUUAAAAAAUUAUCAAGAACAUAUCACUUAUUUCAUUCCCUUGUGUUUGGAUCUAAUGAGACAUCACAUUAUUAGUUCUGUGGGUACAAAUAGGCACUUAUCUUCAUUUAUAUGUUCUGCUAUACAUUAACAAGGCACUGGAACAUGCCACUGCUGCCUACACUCAUUUCACCCAUAGCAGAAGCUACACACCAUGGCCAGCAUUCUGAAAUACUCUGCUCUCUCACCACAACUCUUUUCCAAGGUGAGAUGAUUAGCUGGGCUCUUAAGUGUUUCUCCUGUUCAAAGUGGAAAUCUUGUUCAUAUCUCACCAAAACCAUAAAAAAACUUGAAAACCUGUUUGUCUUUAACUGAGGGUUUUAAAUAUAGUGGAGAUGAGGUGCAGAGGUGUUUCAGAAUUAUGACCCAAGACAAUGUAAGGCUCUGAUUGUCGUUACUUGAAAAUUGUACACUGGCGUAAACAAAUGUGCCAGAUUGUUGCACUUAGUAUGGAGACUAUUGUACACUGGCAUAAACAAUGAAUAAUUAUUAAAACUGCUAUGCUUUAUGUAUUUGGAAAAGCUUCUGUAUAUUGGGUGAUAAAUAGGUAAUCAUUAGUAUGUCGUACCUAGGGUAAACAUUGCUGUACACUGUAUGGACUGAGCACCAUCACAUGUAUGCAUUGUAUUACAGGUGCUAUGGAACAUUAAAUAUGGGAAAAUAUAUGUAAGAAAGACUAUAUUAAAAGGCACAUUGUAGAGCCAGUGCAUGGGUGUGUUGAUGCUUAAAUGAGAAAAAACAAACUGGUGUGUGUGUGAUGAAAACAGGUUUGGUUUGUGCCAUAGUUCAUCGAAACAAUUCAACUUCCAACACAUAUUCAGAUAUAUUUUUAUAAGUGCUAUUAAGUUUAAGACACACACACACACACACACACACACACACACACACACACACACACACACACACACACACCUGUACAUACUUGUGCUGUGACUGUAAAUGCAAACCGAGAUUACCUUAAACUAGUGACAUAAAUUAGUUACAAUGUUCCGUUAAGGUGACUCAUCCCAGGACAGGUGGAGAGUUGCCCGUCACCUCCACUUAUUACAGGUUGUGUUGGCAAAGGUGAGGCGGAGACACACUGAUACUUGACACACAAUGACACUUUGAGGCAGAGUAUAGAAAACAAGUAAAAUGAUAAAAAACAAGGGCAUAUAUAUUAAUCUGUGCUUUGAAACUAAAUAUAGAGAACUAGUCAAAUAUGGGAGGUAUAAAUUAAUAUGUGCAUUCAGACAAAGUAAAGAAAAUAUAAAGAAUUAUGUUUAUGUGACCAUUUUAAAUACUCAAGUUCAUCAGUAAUUUCUAGUUAUUAUUGGUGAUCACAGGACUUGCCAGGGCUUAUAUUGUGAGCACCAAGGCUAGACAGGACAGGGUAUUAAUGCCUCAGUGUCCCAAACUUAACUAAAUGGCAGUCCAAUUAUAUUAACUGAUAAUUAUAAGUUAUUAUGUCCAAUGUAUAAAUUUUUCUUCUGGUCAGUCAGUCAUGUUUAACAACCACCACUGCUUUACAACCUUGAAUGAUUUUUUACUGAUCAUGUAAAUAAAAUAAACACUGAAUUCUAUAUAACUUGGCCUAUACUUCAUGUUUCUCUCUGUUGGUUAAACUUCAACAUGUACUUACUUUAUUUAACUGGGAGACAACAGGAAACAAAAAUGAAAAGAACAUGACAAGGUAUCUUAGAAGUGACCUCCACAUUACAACACCCAUCCACCUUUGCCUAAGAUUAAGUGUGAACAGCUUAGUCCUAAGUGAUAGACUCUACAAGCAUCAUUAACAACCAAGACAAGACAAGGCACUAAGGUUCCAGGAACUGCCGAGAACACUGGGAGUCAUCAUCAUCGUCAGCACAUCACAGACACAUGCCAGUGAGGUGCCCCACGUAAAACUAACGGUUAACCCUUUGAUUGCUAGUGACAGAUGUAAUUUACCCAAACACAGGAAUUUUAACUAAUAAAAAAUCAAACUACAAUUUACAAAACAUCACUAGUUAUCUAAUGAAACUUUUUGUUGCAAGUGUUACUAAAGUCUGAUCUAGAUUUACACAAAACCACACAUUUCAAAGUGACAAAUUGCAGCCAUCAAAGGGUUAAGAUUUCUAGGUUAAUACUGGCAUAUAAUAAACACUACACUAUGUUUCGAAGACACAUUGCAUUUGUGACUACAGCAUGAGGGGGAAGGAGUGGCACCUUGACCCCCUCAGUGAACACAUUAAAGCUUCUAGUGUAGAGAGCACAACGGCCCUGCAAGAUGUGCCUCCCUCAGUGGAAGCACCAUGGCGCCCUCACCCACACACUGUGGCUUCUGUGGCUCAGGUAUUGUUGUUGCCGUCACAGAAGACUGACAAGAGCACCAUUUUGCCAACGAUUUGUGCACAUCAUAAAAAUUCUUAUAAAUGUCUUAUAAAAAUAGUGUUAACAGAUUAGUGAACGAUUAUGUUAGGCAACCUUGCGAUAAAACCAAUACAUAUUUUAAAAACCUGAUCUGUACUUAUUGAUAACAUUAAUUAAUAUAAAAUCUACCAUUAAUUUCAACGUGUUAUGUUCUGAGGCACUAGUGACGGACUCAAUAUUUGUUAGUGGAAGGUGAAGGAAAGGCAUCAUUAACCCUUCACUUCCCAAACACAAGCCAAGGCAUCUGGAGGUGUCACAUAAGUACAGACUCUAAAACUGCCUUGUCUUUACACUUUCAGUUAAAUGCAAGGCUUCCCUGAUAAUGUCACUACCAAACAAGAGGUAGUGACAAAUCUAGCUUGUUACCUUUGUCCAUUGCAAAACUGCAUUUUUCUAAGCAUUUUUUACAAGUGACUAAUAUAUUUUCUUACUGAUGUGAGUGCAAUAAAAUGUGUGUGUAUCAUGUGUGUUUUCAAUCUGCCCUCUGUUUAGCAGCAUCCAGCUUUUCCCUCAUCACUGCCUUUUAUUCUAUUGCUAAACUGUACAUUUUUCUAAGCAUUUUGAUGUGACUAAUAUAUUUUUCUUAAACAUGAUUGUGUGUAAUAAAAGCUGUUUGUGUGUGCAAUGUGUGUUUUGAACC